Messenger RNA from Microplitis demolitor, 6317 nucleotides. RefSeq names its product disks large 1 tumor suppressor protein (gene dlg1). Bases 1277 to 3721 code for a protein of 814 amino acids. The transcript has 19 exons. The record is from RefSeq and is a predicted model, not a curated record. Lineage: Eukaryota; Metazoa; Arthropoda; Insecta; Hymenoptera; Braconidae. Gene Ontology annotation, cellular component: neuromuscular junction; postsynaptic density membrane; neuron projection. Gene Ontology annotation, biological process: chemical synaptic transmission. Gene Ontology annotation, molecular function: kinase binding.
GCUGCCGCCAUUGAAAUAAAAUAAUAUAUAUAUGAUUAUUUAUUCAUUCGGGCAGUUAGACAGAGUAUACUAUUUAUAAGUAUAGUAUAAAAUAAAUAUUUUAUGAAGGGCUUGUAAUAUUGGGGGAAAAUAUUUUUAAUAUUAAAUUUUAACUUGAGAAUUUAAUAAGCCGCAAGCCGGUUCCACAAUUUUCCGGCACUUUAGACAGAAUUUCAAAGUGUAUUCAAGUGCACCGUGAAGUUAGUCCCUGAGUCUAUGGUAUUUUACUGGAGAAGUGGGAGUUAGUUUUAUCGUGUAUUAGUGCAAUGGACAUUUGUGUUGACGUGUAGGUGUACGUAGGACAGGGGCAAGAGAACAACUUCUCUGUGCAACCUGUUUACGCGAGACGCCGUGAACCAUGUCCAAGCCUAUUCUCCGGGCGCUUGUUUCACAGUAAAUUCCCUGACUGAGGAAUUAAAAAAUAUCCAUGUAUAUAUUGUAGUUAAAUAUAACUAUUUAUGGUUUUACCGGUGCAAUAUAAAUAAAGUGCAUUUGUAAAUAACGUGAGAUAGUUCGUACUAUUGUUAAUAUACGCCUCGGAUAUUAUUUAAUAUUUAUUAGUGUGUGUAUGUAUCAUAUAUGUACAUAUAUAUAUGUAUAUAUAUAUAUAUAGAUAUAUAAAGUGUAUAAAAUAUUGUGGAGGGAAAUUCAAGUCGUUGAUCUUGGACUACGACGACGCAACAGGCGUGGAAUGCGGCUUAAAUAUAUUACAGUUGACAGUGAUUUUUUAGUUCUACGCGUGCCCAGUGUCGAAAAAAUACAUUUGUUGUAAAAUAAGGCAGAUAUAUGUAAUUUCAUACAUAAAUUCUUUUUUAAUGUGCGGAUUUUUAGUGAAAAUAUUAAUAAGUUUUAAAAUGGAGUUAGAUUAAAACCGGUUAAAUUUCCGGCUCCAGAUUCAUUUUUUAUAACUUUUAGUAAAAAGCUACAAUUUUUUAUUUAUCAAUGUCGCAAGGUAAUAAAACGGGAGAUUGAUGGAGUAAUAAAAAAGUGUAAUAUAUAUCCAUUGCAAUAAAUCGGGUUUAAUUUUACUAUCAGUUUACUUGGUGAAACUCGUACAUUACAAUAGUGGUUUUGUUAUAAAAUGUGUAUCGAUAUUUAAAAAUAUAUAAAUAAAUAAAUUUAUAUAUCAAAAAUAUCAUAAAAAUUUGUUACAUUGUUAAGUACAUAAAGCUAAAGAGUUAGCCUUGGAUUAAUUCACGUUCGAAUUGCCAAACUCUGAUCGCGAAGAGUAAAGGAUAUGGCUACGACGAGAAGGAAGAAGAAGUCGCAAGACGGGUUUCUGAAGAAAGUCUCGAGCCUGUUUAAUCUCGAUACGGCUCAUACCCCGCUUCUCGCAGCGGACCCACGGCAUGCGAAUGGAGAUGAUGACUGGGAGUAUGAAGAAAUUAUACUGGAACGAGGUGGUGCGGGUUUGGGUUUCAGUAUCGCUGGUGGCACUGACAAUCCGCACUUUGGCAACGAUACAGCAAUAUAUAUCACAAAACUUAUACCAGGCGGUGCAGCAUCAGCAGACGGGCGUUUACGUGUCAAUGACACGAUACUCCAGGUGAAUGAAGUAUCAGUUGUCGAUGUCCCCCAUGCAUCAGCGGUCGACGCGCUAAAAAAAGCCGGAAAUACUGUCAAAUUGUAUGUGCGAAGACGACGACACACGCAUCUAACCGAAAUAGAAUUAAUAAAAGGUUCCAAGGGUCUUGGAUUCAGUAUUGCCGGAGGUAUCGGUAAUCAACACAUACCCGGUGAUAAUGGAAUUUACGUCACGAAAAUUAUGGAUGGUGGAGCGGCACAAGUUGACGGACGUCUCGUUGUUGGGGACAAAUUAGUCGCUGUCAGAAACAGCUUGGGUGAUAAAAACUUGGAAAAUGUAACACACGAGGAAGCAGUGGCGACUUUGAAAGCAACUCAAGACAGGGUAGUUUUGCUGGUCGCCAAACCGGAAGGCGUACUGCCACCACCGCCACCGGCUUCAGACCACUCGCUUUCACCACAACCACGUAAACAAAAUGGCUCGGUAACGGCAUUGGAAAAUAAUUCACUGGCAUAUUCACAAGAAUCGCGGCAUGCUUCUUCACUGGCACUUCAUGGAGCAGUAACACCACGAGCAGUAUCUCAGGAAGACAUCUCACGUGAGGUACGCACGGUGAUACUGAACAAAGGAUCAUCUGGGCUGGGAUUUAAUAUUGUUGGCGGUGAGGAUGGUGAAGGCAUCUUUAUCUCUUUUAUCCUAGCCGGAGGACCCGCUGAUGCUAGUGGUGAAUUACGACGUGGUGAUCAAAUUCUCAGUGUCAAUGGAAUUAAUCUCAGAACAGCUACUCAUGAGGAGGCUGCUGCCGCACUCAAGGGUACUGGACAAACUGUAACAAUUGUAGUACAGUAUAAGCCUGAAGAUUACAACAGAUUUGAAGCUAAAAUUCAUGAUCUUAAACAACAAAUUUCUCAACAAAAUUUAACCACGGGUACUCUAAUGAGGACCUCACAAAAAAAGUCCCUCUACGUUAGGGCUCUAUUUGAUUAUGAUCCGAACAAAGACGACGGUCUACCAAGCCGCGGCUUGGCUUUUCGUUACGGCGAAAUAUUGCACGUGACGAAUGCCAGUGAUGAUGAAUGGUGGCAAGCGAGGAGAGUCACCCCCCAUGGUGACGAAGAGGGUUUGGGUAUCAUCCCCUCGCGUAGACGAUGGGAGCGAAAACAACGGGCCAGAGAUCGUUCUGUCAAAUUCCAGGGCCACAUGCCUGUUAUAUUAGACAAGCAAUCAACGCUUGAUAGGAAAAAGAAAAACUUUUCAUUCAGUAGAAAGUUUCCAUUUAUGAAGAGUAAAGACGACAAGUCUGAGGAUGGUUCUGAUCAAGAACGGUCGCCCACAACACCUGAGAAUGAAAACGAUCCUACUCCAUUCAUGCUGUGCUAUACCCAGGACGACACUAAUACUGAAGAUUUGUCAUCCGUCGCAGGAAGUAAAGAAAUUUUAUAUCGCGUUGAACUACCCUAUAUGGAAGAACUGACUUUAGUUUAUCUGGAAAAGGAGGACGAUGAGAAUAAUGUUGAUCUUUGUAGCGAAGAAAAUGUAUUAUCAUAUGAGCCUGUUCAACAAAUGACCAUACAAUACACACGCCCUGUAAUAAUAUUGGGACCGUUAAAAGAUCGUAUCAACGAUGAUCUUAUUUCUGAAUUCCCCGAUAAAUUUGGAAGCUGUGUACCUCACACGACGAGGAGUAAACGAGACUACGAAGUUGAUGGCCGAGAUUAUCAUUUCGUUGCGUCGAGAGAACAAAUGGAGAAAGACAUACAAAACCACUUGUUUAUUGAAGCUGGACAGUACAAUGACAAUCUUUAUGGCACUUCUGUAGCUUCUGUACGAGAAGUAUCAGAAAAGGGUAAACAUUGUAUACUGGAUGUAAGUGGAAAUGCAAUUAAGAGGUUGCAAGUUGCUCAACUUUAUCCAAUUGCCAUUUUCAUUAAACCCAAAUCCGUAGAAUCUAUUGUGGAAAUGAACAAAAGAAUGACUGAAGAUCAAGCGAAGAAAACGUACGAACGUGCGUUAAAAAUGGAGCAGGAAUUUGGCGAAUACUUUACCGCGGUUGUGCAAGGAGAUACACCCGAGGACAUUUACGUAAAAGUAAAGGAAGUUAUUGCCGAGCAAUCAGGACCGACUAUUUGGGUACCAUCUCGGGAUCAGCAACUGUGACGUCCUGCCCCCAAUGCGUCUCAAGGUCCAAAUUCAUGGACCUUACCGCCAAGGCGUACCGAAUAAUAAUAAUAAUAAUAAUAAUAAUAAUAAUAAUAAUAAUAAUAAUAAGAAGAAGAAGAAGAAGAAGAACAUCAACAACAAGAACAACAACAAAAAUAAUAAUAAAAAUUAAAUUAAUGCAGCUUGACUAAUACGCCUAUAUAUUAUUCAAGUAGCAUAAAUUUAUCCGAGACGCGUCGAAAUGAACAAAAAAAAAAUAUUAAACGUCUCGCUAAUGACAUAAUAAAAAAUAUAAUAAUUGAUUUUAUAUUUUAUUUUAUUAUGAUUAUCAAAACGGUAUUAAUUGUUAUUAAAAAAUAACAACAACAAAAUAUAUAAUAUAAUAAAAAAAAAGUUUUUCAGUUCUUACGUAGUUUAGAACUGAUGAGAUCGGUAUUUUAUGAUCACGCAAGUUAUAGUUGAUAAUUACUAAUUUAAAAAAUAAUAAUUAAUAAAAAAAAUAUUAAUUAAAAAUAACGGAAUCAAAUUGAUAUUCGUUAGUAAUAGUUAAAAUUAUUUUACCAAGUUAAUUUUUAUUGAAACAAAAAAAAUCUAAAGUUAUUUAAAUAAUUAUUAAAAAUAAUUUUAAUACACUGACAAAUUAAAAUAAAUUUAAAACGCGCCACAUUUUUUUAAAAUAUUAAAUUAUUCAUCUGUACUUAAUUUGUAAAUUAAUUUUAAUCAACAUUAAUUUAUUGUUUAUGUUUAUGUAUUGAUCGACGUAUUUGUUUAUAAAUUGGCGCUAAAUCGUGUGCUUCGAGCGAGAUGUUUAGAGAUAAUUAAUUAAUUAUUAACGUGGAAUGGAAUAGAGAUGAAGAAAAAAAAAUGAUAAUUGUGACUGUGAGAUAAUAAAUCGUACCAUCUAACGGAUAAUAAUAAACUGAUUGACUAAAAAAAUAAAUAUAUAAAAAGUUAUAUAGUAUUGCAAAGUCAAGCGCGCAACUUUACGAUCUAUCCGACCUCACAAGACAAAUCGUUAGUUAUUUAGGAUAGACGAUAUAUAAUGUUUUGUACAGCUAGAUGAUAAAAAUAAACCAGUAAUGGGUUACGUGCAACAUUAUAUAGAAAAUAAUAAUAAUAUAAUAAUAAUUAAUUAAUUAACGACAUAAAUAAUUAAAUAUUGUAAUUUAAAAUGCUACUACUAAUUUGUUAUAUAAAAUAGUAGUACGGAAUAAUAAUUGUAAAUAUUUAUUAUUAUAUUAUUACAUAAAUAAAUAAAUGAAAAAUAUAUAUAUAAUAAUGCCUGAUAUAUUUCGGAGUGAAAAAAAACGGAUGAAGAAAGUAUAAGAGGUUUUGAAUGUUAAUUAUUGUAGGCAGUAUUUAUAAAUAAUUAAAUUUAAAUAAUAUUUCACAUCGCGAACUCUAUACGCAAGAGAUAUAAAUAUAUAAAAAUAUUAUUAAUUAAUUAUUAUUAUUAUUAUGUAUAUGUAUAACUUAUGAUCUAAUUAAGUCUUUAUUAUUAACAUUUUAAAUUCGAAUUGUUGAGUCGCGUACGUUUAACGUCUUCGCGACACUUGACGUCACAUCACGGAAUAUUUUAUUAUUAAUUCAAUAAUUAAAAUUUUUUUUUUUUUUCAUAAUAAUUAUUAUUAGCAUUAAUAUUCUCGUGAUUUGACUGUUAGUUGCCUUCGCAAAUGGAGUUCUGUAUUCAAUAAACGCGAGAUAAUUAUAUGAAAAUAUAACAAUAAUGAAUUUUUAAGAAACGCGUUUUGAUUUUAAUUUUUUUUUUAAAUGGACUGUACUUAUUUUAUGUUACGUGUUUUUAUUAUUUAAGAAAGUAAAUGAGAGAUGUUAGUUUAUGUGUAAUAGGCAUGAUAUUAUGACAAUUGUUUAUCAAUUUAAUUAUUAAUAUCAAUAUUAUUAUUGUAAUAUAAUUUUUAAAAAGAGAAAAAUAUGUAAAUGCAUGAUUUAGUUUGGCCUGAGGGUCUACACAGUAAAUUCACUGAUCAUUAUCAUUAAUAUUAUAAUUAUUAUUAUAUUAUUAUUAUUAAAUAAUUACUGAAACAUUGACACGUUAAUAUUUGUAAUAAAGAAUAAAAUAAAAAUCUCAAUAAUCUCUAAUUAAUUUAACUUUAAUGUAACUAUCACAAGUUAAAUUUUUGUAAAAUGUAAUGAUAACUAAAAAAAAUUAAUGAAAUUUUGAAAUCUUCGGCGUUAAUUACCGUGCAUUGUAACGAAUUGAUUUAUAAUUUUUUUUUUGUGAGAAUAACUGCCGUGGAUUUUUGUUGGGGAUUAGAUAAAUAUAUGUAAUAAGAAGUGCACCGCCGAAAUCCACAGGUUGUGCCUGACUAUUAUUAAUUAUUAAUUAAUUUAUUAAUUGAUUCAUCAUUAUGAUAAUUAUUAUAUUAGAUGUCGUAAUUUAAUUACAGUUGACUUAAGACAUCUGUCUCAAUGUAAAGGAACAUAUAUAUAAGAUAAAAAUAAUAAUAAUUACGGACACUUAUUAUUAUACAUCUCUAUAGUCUAUUUACUGAUAAUAAUAAUGACGACUUAUUGAAUUAUCAAUCUCAUGUUCACCUUGUUUCAUCGUUUUUAAAUAGUUAAUAAAAGUUUU